AUGGUCCGCCCUCUCCGCGUCGCUGCCGCCCAAGUCGGCCGAAUUGACCGCGGUACCCCUCGAGCCGCCGUGAUCUCUCGCCUCAACGCUCUCCUCGAUCAAGCAGCCGAAAAGGGCGUCAAGCUCGCCGUCUUUCCCGAAACCACUUUCUCGACUUUCUUCCCGCGCUACUGGAUCGAAGACGAGGCGGAGAUUGCUGCUUACUUCGAGAAGGAGCCGGUCGAAGGCAUCGCCUACUGCGACACCGUCAAGGGGUUCUUCGACAAGGCGGCGGCGCUCGGAGUCGACGUCGCUAUCGGGUACGGCGAGGAGACGCCCGAUGGGACUCGCUACAACACCGCUUCCUACGUUUCCGACCGCAAGACCGUGGGCAAGUACCGCAAGGUGCAUCUGCCUGGUACUUUCGAGCCGUUCAGCAAGGACCCGUCCGUGACGAAUCAGCUUGAGAAGUACUACUUCACUCCAGGCGACUACGGCUUCAAGGCGUUUCGGGCGCCGUCGCUCAAGAAGGCGUGCGGCGGCGAGAAGAGCCCGAUUGUCGGGCAGCUCAUCUGCAACGACCGGCGAUGGGCUGAGGGGUGGAGAGUGUACGGGUUGCAAGGUGUCGAAAUCAUGUGUAUCGGCUACAACACGACCGCAUGGGCGCCGCAGCUUUGGGGUAUCGACCCGGACUCGAUGACUCGCGAGGAGGCUUACGCGGACGCCAUGUUCCACCACAAGCUGGUUUGCCAAGCGAAUGCCUACACCAACUCGACCUUCCUCAUUACCUCCGCCCGAUGUGGCAACGACGACGGCAUCCACCCUCUCAUCUCCGGCUCCAUGAUUGUCGACCCAGAAGGCCACAUCGUCGCCGAAAACAAGACGGAGGAAGACGAGCUAGUCGUCGCGGACAUUGACCUCGACGCGUGUCAGCAGGGCAAGACGAAGACGUUCGCGUUUGGGAAGCAUCGGAGGGUCGAGCAUUACGGGCUGAUCUGCGAGAGGGUGGGCGUGGUCGAGCCGGAGGAGCCGGAGGCGGCGUAG
This is a messenger RNA of Rhodotorula toruloides NP11, 1023 nucleotides long. Its product is annotated as N-carbamoyl-D-amino acid hydrolase. The record is from RefSeq and is a predicted model, not a curated record. Gene Ontology annotation, molecular function: hydrolase activity, acting on carbon-nitrogen (but not peptide) bonds, in linear amides. The transcript has 4 exons. Lineage: Eukaryota; Fungi; Basidiomycota; Microbotryomycetes; Sporidiobolales; Sporidiobolaceae. The coding region runs from base 1 to 1023 and encodes 340 amino acids.